This is a messenger RNA of Paramecium pentaurelia, 2929 nucleotides long. NCBI's taxonomy places the organism in Eukaryota, Ciliophora, Oligohymenophorea, Peniculida, Parameciidae. The record is from the annotation of a GenBank genome assembly.
AUGCAAGACUCUUUUUAAGAGAAGCAAGCUCUCGCUGACAUCUUUAAUUUAAUAAAAGAUGUAGAUAUACAAAUUUUUGGGGCAAUAUUAGAAAUAUUAAGGAAGGAAAAAGCUUAAGACAUUAUUGGAUUUCUAUCAGAUAUUGGGAAUCAGAGAUCAUUAGAAUCAUAAAUUUUAUAACAAGUAGGAAAUUUCACCCAAGUUGAUACAUAAUAGAAAUUGUCUGUUAUCGGAAAUGACAAGAAGUAAAUUACAGAUGUCUUAAGAAAAUUAAAAGAUCAUGACUUCAACAACAAAGACUUUUCCUCUGAAGAAAAUGAAGAAUCUAAAUUAAUUCUAAUUAAUAGCAUCAAGGAUAAUAAUUAGAUCAUAGAAUUUUUGCAAUUUUUAGUUCUCCUUACAUCCAUUGAUGAAGCUUUCAUAUAGGGUGGGUCGAAUUCAUUACAUUUAUUAGUUUAGAUGAUGGUGGACCUUAGAAACAAAAAAUUUGAAAAUAUUAAGAUCUAAAAUACUUCCUUGGCAGGAGGCAAUUUUUUUAGGUGCAACUUAAGUGGAUCCUAAUUUAAUAAUAUCAACAUAAAUGGAAUAAAUUUUAAUGGAGCAUUAUUAUUUAAUUGUAGAUGGAAAGAAUUAAAAAUCCAUGAAUUAAAUAAAUUAAAUGGUCAUACUAGUGCUAUCACCUCAGUUUGUUUCUCUCCUGAUGGAAAUACAUUAGCUUCUGGUAGUGAUGAUAAGUCUAUCCGUCUAUGGGAUGUGAAAACAGGAUAAUAAAAAGCCAAAUUAGAUGGUCAUACUAGUUAUGUCUAGUCAGUCUGUUUCUCUCCUAAUGGAAAUACAUUAGCUUCUGGUAGUCAAGAUAACUCUAUCCGCCUAUGGGAUGCCAAAACUAAGAAAAAAAUAGCCAAAUUAGAUGGUCAUACUAAUUAUAUCUACUAAGUCUGUUUCUCUCCUGAUGGAAAUACAUUAGCUUCUGGUAGUGAUGAUAAGUCUAUCCGUCUAUGGGAUGUCAAAACAGGAUAAUAAAAAGCCAAAUUAGAUGGUCAUACUAGUACUGUCUACUCAGUCUGUUUCUCUCCUGAUGGAAAUACAUUAGCUUCUGGUAGUGAUGAUAAGUCUAUCCGUCUAUGGGAUGUCAAAACAGGAUAAUAAAAAGCCAAAUUAGAUGGUCAUACUAGUACUGUCUACUCAGUCUGUUUCUCUCCUGAUGGAAAUACAUUAGCUUCUGGUAGUGAUGAUAAGUCUAUCCGUCUAUGGGAUGUCAAAACAGGAUAAUAAAAAGCCAAAUUAGAUGGUCAUACUAGUACUGUCUACUCAGUCUGUUUCUCUCCUGAUGGAAAUACAUUAGCUUCUGGUAGUGAUGAUAAGUCUAUCCGUCUAUGGGAUGUCAAAACAGGAUAAUAAAAAGCCAAAUUAGAUGGUCAUACUAGUACUGUCUACUCAGUCUGUUUCUCUCCUGAUGGAAAUACAUUAGCUUCUGGUAGUGAUGAUAAGUCUAUCCGUCUAUGGGAUGUCAAAACAGGAUAAUAAAAAGCCAAAUUAGAUGGUCAUACUAGUACUGUCUACUCAGUCUGUUUCUCUCCUGAUGGAAAUACAUUAGCUUCUGGUAGUGAUGAUAAGUCUAUCCGUCUAUGGGAUGUCAAAACAGGAUAAUAAAAAGCCAAAUUAGAUGGUCAUACUAGUACUGUCUACUCAGUCUGUUUCUCUCCUGAUGGAAAUACAUUAGCUUCUGGUAGUGAUGAUAAGUCUAUCCGUCUAUGGGAUGUCAAAACAGGAUAAUAAAAAGCCAAAUUAGAUGGUCAUACUAGUACUGUCUACUCAGUCUGUUUCUCUCCUGAUGGAAAUACAUUAGCUUCUGGUAGUGAUGAUAAGUCUAUCCGUCUAUGGGAUGUCAAAACAGGAUAAUAAAAAGCCAAAUUAGAUGGUCAUACUAGUACUGUCUACUCAGUCUGUUUCUCUCCUGAUGGAAAUACAUUAGCUUCUGGUAGUGAUGAUAAGUCUAUCCGUCUAUGGGAUGUCAAAACAGGAUAAUAAAAAGCCAAAUUAGAUGGUCAUACUAGUACUGUCUACUCAGUCUGUUUCUCUCCUGAUGGAAAUACAUUAGCUUCUGGUAGUGAUGAUAAGUCUAUCCGUCUAUGGGAUGUCAAAACAGGAUAAUAAAAAGCCAAAUUAGAUGGUCAUACUAGUACUGUCUACUCAGUCUGUUUCUCUCCUGAUGGAAAUACAUUAGCUUCUGGUAGUGAUGAUAAGUCUAUCCGUCUAUGGGAUGUCAAAACAGGAUAAUAAAAAGCCAAAUUAGAUGGUCAUACUAGUACUGUCUACUCAGUCUGUUUCUCUCCUGAUGGAAAUACAUUAGCUUCUGGUAGUGAUGAUAAGUCUAUCCGUCUAUGGGAUGUCAAAACAGGAUAAUAAAAAGCCAAAUUAGAUGGUCAUACUCAUAAUGUCUACUCAGUCUGUUUCUCUCCUGAUGGAAAUACAUUAGCUUCUGGUAGUUAUGAUAAGUCUAUCCGUCUAUGGGAUGUCAAAACAGGAUAAUAAAAAGCCAAAUUAGAUGGUCAUACUAGUUGGGUCUAUUCAGUCUGUUACUCUCCUGAUGGAAAUACAUUAGCUUCUGGUAGUCAAGAUAACUCUAUCCGUCUAUGGGAUGUCAAAACAGGAUAAGAAAUUAAAUCCACCGAUAAAGAUUACAAAGAUGUAUCAUAAGAGAUUCCACCCCAAUAAAAUUGUCCUAUUUCAGAAGGUAGUAUUUAUAUUUUCUAUAUUUUAAGUCUCUAAUUAUAUAACUAUAAGCCUAAUAUCCUAAGAGUCAAUAUUUUAAGCUAAAGGAGCUUUAAUUCUGUAAGGAGAGUUUAUUAAUCAGUCAGGUAUUGAUUUAAAAACAUUAUUGAAACAAAAAGGAAGCUAUUUUCUUGAAAGCUUAUCUUAAAAUUGA